GUCUCCUUCUGGAGACUUCCCCGAGCGCUUUGAGUCUCUCUGUCCUGAAUCCCUCUUCCUCCUCUUCUUUUCUCUUCUUUUUCUUCUUCUUCUUCUUCUACUUCAUAUUUUUCUCUUUUCUUUUUGUUUCAUCUGCAACUCAGAGAUCAAAUAUGUUGAGUUUUCCUCACCGUCUCUUUUGGUGAGGUGAGAUUCGAACAAGGGACGUUUCAUGAAAGUUGCCGUCCCAGCUGAUUGCGCCUUAUAGAAUUAUAAAAGGUGCGUUCUCACUGAGCCUUAUAUUCCGACUGCGCGGACCUCUUUUUUUCCCAAGUCUAGUGUUUUUGGAUUUCUUUGCGCCUGUUUGCUUCUCUGAUUACCGAAAUAGAAUGAUAUGCACUGGGACUUAUUCCAGAUUACAUCUAAGAUCGCAAGACUUGCACGAUCUGGUGGAAUUAUAUACGCUCGCAAACUGUUUGACGAAAUGUCCCAGAGAGACACGGUCGCUUGGAACGCAAUGCUCACAGGCUAUUCCCAGCUGGGUCUUCACCAAGAAGCGCUAUCCCUUUUCCGUCACAUGAGAAUCUCCAAUACCAAUCCCGACCAUUACUCAUUCACCGCAACUUUGAGUGCGUGUGCAGCAGCAUGUGAGCUUACAUACGGAGUAAAAGUCCAUGCUUUGGUUAUUGUUAAAGGGUUUCAAUCUUCAUUACCGGUUGGUAAUUCGCUUAUUGAUAUGUAUGGGAAGUGUUUGAGUCCUUCUGGUGCUAGAAAAGUUUUUGAAGAAAUGCAAAGUAGGAAUGAAGUAACCUGGUGUUCGCUCUUGUUUGCGCAUACAAAUUCUUGUCAACUUGACUCUGUGUGUGAAGUGUUUCACAUGAUGCCCAAAAGGGUAGAAAUCGCUUGGAAUAUUAUGAUUGCCGGUCAUGCUCAAUGUGGUGAAGUUGAAUUAUGUCUGAAUUUGUUUAAAGAGAUGCGAGAGAGUUUGUGUCGGCCAGAUCAGUGGACACUAAGUUCCCUCAUGAAUGUGUGUUCUGAAUCAUUGGAACUUUCAUAUGGAUGCAUGGUACAUGGUAUUAUUAUUAAGACUGGUUGGAGCUCUGCGGUGGAGGCAAAGAACUCGGUUUUAAGCUUUUAUGCUAGACUAGGUUGCCAGGAUGAUGCUAUGAAGGUGGUUGAUUCCAUUGGAACGCUUACUCAGGUGUCUUGGAAUGCGAUCAUUGAUGCCCAUAUGAAAGCAGGCGACACCCAGGAAGCCUUUCUUGCUUUUCAGCGAGCUCCUGUGAAGAAUAUAGUUUCAUGGACAUCUAUGAUCACAGGGUACGCAAAAAAUGGGCAUGGAGAUGAAGCUCUUUGCUUCUUUGUUGACAUGAUGAGAAGUGGUGUCCAGCCUGAUGAUUUUGCAUAUGGAGCGGCCCUUCAUGCGUGUUCUAGCCUGGCAAUACUAGGGGAUGGUAAAAUGGUCCAUGGUUGCAUAAUUCGCUCUGGCUCCCAUGCCAAUGUCUAUGUUGGCAAUGGUUUAAUUAGCAUGUAUGCUGAGUGUGGUGAUAUAGAAGGGUCAAGCCGUGCAUUUAAUGAAAUUCUUAACAAGGAUUUGGUCUCCUGGAAUGCAAUGUUGUUUGGAUUUGGGUUACAUGGACGGGCUAACCAAGCUUUACAACUUUAUGAACAAAUGAUGCCUUAUGGUGUAAAGCCGGAUAAAGUGACUUUCAUUGGCCUGUUGAUGACUUGUAGCCACUUGGGGCUUAUAGAGAAAGGUCGCUUGUUUUUUGAAUCAAUGGAUUCAAUUUAUGGGAUUUCCCCUGAAAUGGAUCACGUGGCAUGCAUGGUUGACAUGCUUGGCCGAGGUGGGUUCUUGGCAGAAGCAAUAGAGUUGGCUAAUCGGCAUUCAGGAACAGGUAAUGCAAAGACCAGCUCAUCUGAGGUUCUGCUUGGAGCAUGUUAUGCACACGGGGAUGUAGGGAUAGGGACACAUCUGGGGGAAGCUUUAAAGAUUUUAGAGCCUCAGAAAGAGAUAGGUUAUGUGGUUUUGUCAAAUUUGUAUUGUGCAAGCGGGCAGUGGAAGGAAGCAGAGAUGAUUAGAAAGGCUAUGCUGGAUCAAGGGGUGAAGAAAAUGCCUGGUUGUAGUUGGAUUGAAGUGAGAAACAAGGUUUCCGCUUUUGUUGCUGGGAACCACUCGCAUCCAUGCCUGCGAGAUAUCUAUAAAAUAUUGCACUUCCUUGAAUUUGAAAUGAAAAAUCCAUGCUUUAUUGGUUUUGAGAAUUGAAAGAUUUAAUCUUUCCUGUCCGGUGGACCCUGCAUGAUGCAUGGUUGGAUGCAAGUGCCCAAAUCAUGCGACUGGUUCACUUCUAAGCCAUCGGCCACUGUAAUUGCAAGACCAACAUGGGAGAGUAACCAAGGACACUUUAUAAAGACGGCAAGGGUGAGCAAUGUAGAAGAGAUGCCAGAGUAGUCUUAAACUCAUCCCGAAUUGCCGUAUGGACCUCGAUGAGGCGCAUGCUAUUGUGAAGGUUGCUUUAAACAAUCAAGCAGUGCAACUUGGCACAAAAAGUUUGAAUGUUGCUUUAAUCUACAAACGAAUGAAAUUAAACCAUUUCAGCAAGAGAUUGACGAUGAGAGUCUAUUUAAGAAAAUAGAUUAGGUUUCUAAGAGAUAACUCAAUCGGCUGGAAACCACGCCUCAUAAAGUGGAUAUCACUAAUUCGAAUCCUCCAAGGAAUUAGAGUACAUUCCAGACAUCCAGUAAUAACAACUGGUGAAGGAUUAUUUGCUGGUCUUGUGCCCUUCAAUGGUUUUUUCUUUCUCUCAUAUCCAUCGAACCAGGGGAGGAAUUGAAUUAAGGAGAAAAGCACAACCAUUGCGUCAUUGGUGCUUCAUGUAAGAAAAGCGGCGUUCCCCUUUUCUUAGCAAAAUUAUAGAUUGAGUUAUAGAUGCACUAAAUGAUA
Messenger RNA from Corylus avellana, 2923 nucleotides. RefSeq names its product Tetratricopeptide repeat (TPR)-like superfamily protein. Gene Ontology annotation, molecular function: protein binding; RNA binding. Lineage: Eukaryota; Viridiplantae; Streptophyta; Magnoliopsida; Fagales; Betulaceae. The record is from RefSeq and is a predicted model, not a curated record. Gene Ontology annotation, biological process: RNA modification.